Messenger RNA from Emericellopsis atlantica, 1285 nucleotides. RefSeq lists its product as uncharacterized. The record is from RefSeq and is a predicted model, not a curated record. The coding region runs from base 215 to 1252 and encodes 345 amino acids. Lineage: Eukaryota; Fungi; Ascomycota; Sordariomycetes; Hypocreales; Bionectriaceae. The transcript is spliced from 3 exons.
GUUUGAUCAUCAUCUAGCCUUCUGCCGGCAUCGGGGAUGGCAAGUGCCCCUUUAUGUUCAUGAGGCAGCCUGGACAGUUAUAUAAUGGGUAGAGAUCUAGUCUCGAAGCGUUGCCCAUACUACACAUUCUUACAUCGCACUAAUUUAACAUCUAAUUAGAAACCUAUUGCUGAUAAUACAAAGCGCUAAGCUAGAGAUCGACAACUCAUCCCCCAUGGCUACUUCAGUACUUCCCAUCAGCUUGCCUCCACUGGCACCACCAACCGUCGUCGGACCCAAAGUCAGAUGUCCCACUCGCCCAACACACUCUCUGCCACAGUAUCUCAUCGACGAAGCCCGCAUACCGGAGCGCGUGGCGUUCGACCCGAAGAAGCACCUCAACUAUGUCGAGCCGGACAAGAUCUACUCCAUGCGGGAGAUUGGCCUCGAGGGGCAGGGUAUCUCCAACACAGCUGCUUCGACGCCGUUUUCACUGUUCACACCCGAGGCCAUUGCGCAAAUGAGAGCCGAGAUAUUCAGCCAGCCUGUCCUGGAAAGCUGCCAGUACUCCUCCGACUUUGCCAAGAAUAUGAUCCGAGGGUUCGGUCCCAGACUAGCACCCUUCAUCUUCGCAGCUUGGCAUAGCCCAGAGGUCUUGGCUGCCGUCUCCAAGAUUGCAGGCAUCGAACUUGUACCUGCCAUCGAGUUUGACGUCGGCCACAUCAACAUUUCCGUGAACAAUGCCAACACCGAGCUGUCCCAGAUCAAAGACACGACCAAUUCGGACGAUUCAGCAUUUGCAUGGCAUAGAGACAGUUUUCCGUUUGUCUGCGUGACGAUGCUGUCCGACUGCACUGGCAUGGUUGGUGGCGAGACAGCCCUGAAAACUGGUUUCGGUGACAUUAUGAAGGUCAGGGGACCAGCAAAGGGGACUGCCGUCGUCAUGCAAGGUCGGUACAUUGAACACCAGGCUCUCAAGGCGAUGGGUGGCCGAGAGCGUAUCUCCAUGGUGACCUCCUUUCGACCAAAGAACCCCCUCAUCCGCGACGAGGUCGUCCUCACCGGGGUGCGUGGUAUCAGCACGCUCCCUGAGCUCUACGGCCAGUACACACAGUACCGGCUCGAGGUGCUUGAGGAGAGAAUUCGAGCCAUGGAGAAGAAGAUCAGGGACAGAGAGCGCUGUGGCCGCACAUUUGAUAUUAGCGAGGCCAGGAGUUUUGUCACCGAGCAGAAGCAGUUCUUGGAAGCAACGUUGUUGGAGUUGGUCGAGUGAGUGGGUGGAUGGUGUUGAUCAAGGAACAUUGGG